Messenger RNA from Trichomonas vaginalis G3, 1980 nucleotides. Its product is annotated as GTPase activator, FI04035P family. The record is from RefSeq and is a predicted model, not a curated record. Gene Ontology annotation, molecular function: protein binding; GTPase activator activity. Lineage: Eukaryota; Parabasalia; Trichomonadida; Trichomonadidae. Gene Ontology annotation, biological process: signal transduction. The transcript has a single exon. Gene Ontology annotation, cellular component: cytoplasm; cytoskeleton. The coding region runs from base 1 to 1980 and encodes 659 amino acids.
AUGUCACAGCCUAAGACUUAUUAUGCUUUCUUUGAUCACAAUUAUAACAGAUAUUAUUAUAUGAAUGUUAAAACACAAGAAACUACAUGGGAGUACCCAUCCGAAGAUUGGGUUUUUGAUCCUGAUACACAGCAGCUUUUUACAAAUCCGUUGUUGCGCUCUAAGACUGGCCAUGAAAAUGAAGGUAUUACAGUUCCUAAAAAAAUUGGAGAAGAAACCCAACAACAAGAAAAUCCUCAAAACGAAACUCCACAAGAGAAUCAAGAAAAGCCACAGGAAACUGUUAAAGUUGAAGAGAGCCGUAUUUCGAAAUCACAGCAACCGUCUGCUUCAGUAAUUCCAAUAACUGUUAACGAAUCAAAACAAAAUUCAGAUCCAAAUUUGCUAGGAUUAAAGACAAACAAAUUCAACGGAGCAAGGACAUACACGUACAAUGUAUCAGAAGAGGGCCAAUCUCCAAUUAUUCUCGAAAUUGACCAAUCAAUUAUGAAUUUCGACUUAACUUCCUUACGAUCAGCAAAUAACUUUAAAUUAGAAAAUCAGCAAACCACACAUAUUCCAAGUUCAUUUUUAUGCGAUAAUCUUCCACCAGAAAAUAAAACUCAAUCCCAGAACGUCGAACAGCCUGAUACAACAGCAGAAAGCCAGGCUCAGGAAGCCCAGCAAGCCGAGAGCGAAGCACCGAAGCCCGAAGAUUCCAAAAUCGUUUUUCAACCGAAAGUUAAUCAAGGAACGAACUAUCUACCAGCUGAUGCCGAAAAAUCAUCGAGAGAAUACAGCCUUACAAAGUACGCCGAGUCUCACUUCAAUGUUCAUCCGAAAAAGGGAAGAUUAUCUCGAAAGAACAUUUCCAUGGAAUCAUUGACAUCAUUUGAUACACAGCCAAUUGCUACACCAUUAUUAAAGAAUUUACCAGAUGAUUGCCAGAAAUUGGCUCUCAAAAUGUUCAAUUUUAUUCUUGUCUACACAAAAGUGCAGAAAAACAAAGCUAAAGUCCCUCCUUCACUCAUGAAAUUCGUCGGAAUGCUCAAAGAUGAACCGCGAUUAAUCGAUGAAGCAUAUUUUCAGGUCAUGAAACAAACAAACGGAAAUCCGCCAGUUGACAACUUAGUGCAUGCUUGGGAACUUUUACUUACUCUUGCAACAAUAUUCCCAUCAUCAAAAGGAGUAGAAAUGUGGGUAAAAUCACAUAUCGCCAAAAAUCUCAAAAAUGCUAAUCGUGGACUCAGAUUAAUAUCCGCAUUUACAUACAUUCGCUAUUGCACGAGAAUGGCAAUAGGUGAACCAAUGGAAAACCUUACAGAAGAUUAUGUCAGUAAUAUUCCAACGCAUCCACUUACAUUUAACACUACAUUCGGAGCCUCCAUCUACGCAAUCAUGUGGUGCCAGCGUCGCCAGCAUCCAACUUACCCAAUUCCAUACUUUUUAGUACAAAUGUGCGCCAAACUCAUCCAAAUGAAGUGCUACGAGGUCGAAGGUAUCUUCAGAAUGCCAGGUUCAAUGUCGAAAGUCGAAGAAUUCGUUGUAAAAGCCAACCAAGGCGUAGAUGUGAUUCCAUUAAUCACAAAUCCUCAUGAUGGAGCUUCUUUGAUCAAGCGUUGGUUCAGAGAUAUCACAGAUCUCGUUGUUCCUUCAUCCAUGGCCGGAUAUCUUACAGAAGCCGGAAAGAAUGACCAGUUCAUCGAAUUUGCUGCUGCUCUUCCACCAGUAAAUUCAAUGACUCUCGGUUAUUUGAUCGGUUUCUUGCAGGAAGUCGCAAAAUACCAGAAUAUCACCAAAAUGGGACCAAAGAACCUUGCAAUGGUUUUCGCUCCAAACAUCGUCCAGUUCGAUGUUGCUGCAGCUGCUGGUUCAACAAAGCUCGACGCAGGCAUCGGACAGUUCUUUUUGGAGCAAUUGAUCGAAAAGUGGGACGUUUCCCUCAUUUACCCAAUGGAACUCGAGAAAGAUAACAAGUACAAAUUGAACGAAGUUUUGUGA